Messenger RNA from Pipistrellus nathusii (Nathusius's pipistrelle), 990 nucleotides. NCBI's taxonomy places the organism in Eukaryota, Metazoa, Chordata, Mammalia, Chiroptera, Vespertilionidae. The record is from the annotation of a GenBank genome assembly.
AUGCCAGAAGGGCCUUCAGUGAGGAAGUUUCACCAUUUGACCUCCCCCUUUGUGGGGCAGCAGGUGGUCAAGACAGGGGGCAGCAGUAAGAAGCUAAACCCUGCCAGCUUCCAGUCCCUGUGGUUCCAGGACACCCAGGUCCAUGGAAAGAAAUUAUUCCUUAGAUUUGAUCCAGAUGAAGAAACCAAGUCUCCCAGCAACAACCCACUGCCAGAACCUCUACAAAAAGGAGAGAGGAAGAAAGAGGCUGGGGACCUAAAGCAGACCUCGGGUCCUGAAAGCCAGAAUAUUUCAGACCAGUGUUCCCAGUCUGGUAGUGGAGACAAUAGUUCUGAGUGUUUGGGGGGAGACAGCCCAGCAGGAGGUGCUCAGAGGUGGCUGCAGGUCAGCUUUGGUCUGUUUGGCAGCGUUUGGGUGAACGAAUUCUCCAGAGCAAAGAAAGCAAACAAGAGGGGUGACUGGAGGGACCCCAUUCCAAGGUUGGUCCUGCACUUCAGCAGUGGCGGCUUCCUGGCAUUUUAUAAUUGUCAGAUGUCCUGGAGCUCUUCCCCAGUGGUCCAGCCCACCUCUGACAUCUUGUCUGAAAAGUUCCACCGAGGACAAGCCUUGGAAGCUCUGGGCCAGGAGCAGCCGGUCUGCUAUACACUGUUGGACCAAAGAUGCUUCUCAGGCUUAGGGAACAUCAUUAAGAAUGAAGCCUUGUACAGAGCUGGGAUCCAUCCCCUUUCUCUCGGCUCACUCCUCAGUCCUCGGCAACUUGAGGUCCUCGUGGAUCAAGUGGUGGAGUUCAGUACAGACUGGCUUCAGGGCAAGUUCCAGGGCAGACAGAAUCACACGCAGAUCUACCAGAAAGAGCAGUGCCCUACCGGGCACCAGGUCAGGAGGGAGGCCUUUGGGCCUCCAGGUGGCUUCCAGAGGCUCACCUGGUGGUGUCCCCAGUGCCAGCCCAGGCUGCCACCCGACGAGCCAGAGCAAGCCCAGCUUUCCUAG